Loa loa (African eye worm) is the source of this 1110-nucleotide messenger RNA. RefSeq lists its product as hypothetical. The record is from RefSeq and is a predicted model, not a curated record. Gene Ontology annotation, molecular function: proton-transporting ATPase activity, rotational mechanism. Lineage: Eukaryota; Metazoa; Nematoda; Chromadorea; Rhabditida; Onchocercidae. Gene Ontology annotation, cellular component: vacuolar proton-transporting V-type ATPase, V1 domain. The transcript has a single exon. Gene Ontology annotation, biological process: proton transmembrane transport. The coding region runs from base 1 to 1110 and encodes 369 amino acids.
AUGUUCCUCAUUUCGGCGCCUAUUGAAGAUUGCGCUGAAGCUAGCUGGCUAAAAUUGAAAGCUGUCGUUCUCAACUUUGCUACAUUUUCGAGCAUAUCAAUUCCAAAAUUUCGAACUGCCCCAAAAGCUGAACUCUAUGAAUUAUCAAAGGACCUACUGCAACUGGAUCAUUCGGUAGAAAAUUUACUCCGAUCUUUGUUGGGUACUUUCGAGGAUGUUCUGCGAUUGGAAGAUGUUGAUUUGUUGGAGCAUUUGGUAGUUCAGAAGCAGACAUAUGGUGAAAAUAUCACUAAUUUUUCGUGGAAUAUGGCCAAAUACUCACCAUAUUUGUUAUUAUCUGAUUUAUGCCAUCUGUUUUAUAAGCAUUUUCGUAAUCUUGAUCAACAGAUGCGGAACAAUGCUGCAACGUAUAAGGAAAAUCUGAAAAUAGCCACAGAAUACAUCACCGCUGAAGAAACGUUAGCCACUCAGAAUUUGGCUCGGUUAGUACGUGAGGAAACUGUCAUCGAGACGGAAUAUAUCCAAUCAGUUUACAUAGCUGUACCACAACAGUCAGCCAAUACCUGGUUAGAAGUCUAUGAAGCACUUCAUGAUUCUGUGGUAGCAUGUUCCAGUUGCUUCAUUGCCGAAGACAGUGAUUAUAAGUUAUAUUCGGCGGUGGUUGUCCGUGAAGACUUCCUGGAAUUCCGCGAUAACUGCGCUAAAAUUGGUUUCAUUGCUCGGGAAUAUCAAUGUGAUCAGGAAGGUUUCGCCAGAAAGCUUCAUGAACGACGAAAGCUUGAAGAAGCCACAAGGUAUCAAAAUAUAAUGUUCACUCAAUGGCUCAAAGUGAUAGCUGAUGACAUGUUUGAGGUGCUAAUUCACAUUAAGGUGUUCCGAGCAUAUAUUGGGAGUUUAAUACGGUACGGUCGAGGCAAAUUUCAUAUCAUCAUGUUUUAUCCACGAAGCAACUCGUUGCAGCGAUUGCAAUCCGAACUGAGGAAGUUGUAUGCAGAAGAAGAAUACAUAGGUGAAACAGAUCAGCCGGAAUCAGAGAGAAAGUUAAGACAAGGGAAUGACUCUCCACCUUACCUAAUGUAUAAAAUAGGUCUUGCUUUCCCCGAAUAUUAA